This is a messenger RNA of Cinara cedri, 18155 nucleotides long. The record is from the annotation of a GenBank genome assembly. NCBI's taxonomy places the organism in Eukaryota, Metazoa, Arthropoda, Insecta, Hemiptera, Aphididae.
AUAUCUACUGUCUCGGUCAAAAAAGACAGCAAAACAAUUUUCGCUAUAGUGCGGAAAAUAUCUUACGACGCAACAGUGGACGUACAAUCAUUAAAUAAAAUAAAAAGAGAUAAUUACAUUUUUCAGGGUUACAAAAUUGUCUUCAAUUUCUUGUGGUUCGUACAUGAUACUAUUAUUGUAGCGACCGUUAAACACCCGUGAAACCGGUAUGUAGGUAAAUAAUAUUUUAUUUAUUAUAGUGAAGUACAAGUACAAAACCUUGUACGAUUCUACGUUCAGUCGGAUAGAGCCGAUAGAGUACUUGUACUUAACCUCUUUUCUGGGGUAGGUACCAGGUACCAUGAUAGAAAUAAUUAAAAUUAUUUCUCAUUAUCAUGUACGAAACUUACCACAGAAUCUAUUCCGUGCUAUCACCGUUUUCUAUAAAUGUAGAAGAGGCCAGAGCAGGCAACUGAUAUCGCCCGAAAAAUUACUCUGUACAGUCGAAUCAUGAAUCACGUAAAACCAGUGGCGGUGUGAUAUUCUUUGAAGCAGAUGCUUCAUGUAAAAAUCGGGGUGAGUACCUUAUACUUUAGGGAGCGCGUAAAAUAUCCGAACAAUAUUUUAUCAGAAAUGAGUACGAUCAAAAACAUAUUUUAUGCAUAUUUCGUCAGAAAAGUAUUUUGCCGAAAAAUAUAUCGUCCGAACGUAUUUUACUUGAAAAUAUUUCAUUCGAACAAUAAUUAGUCGAAAAUAUAUUGUCUGAAAAAUAUAUUAUCCGAACUGUAUUAUGUCCAAAAAAUAAUUAAGUCGAAAAUAUUUUAUCCGAACCAUAUUUUAGACGACAAUAUUCGUUCUUAUCACAAAAACAGUGUGUUAGAAAGAGAUAUGGAAUUCUCGUUAUUGUGGUAAGAUAACGAAUAUUUUCAAUCACGAAUUAAGAUAUAUCUUAAUUCGUGUUUUCGACCGAUUUAUUUUUCGAUUAAAUUGCGUAAAUAUUUUUCGUAUUUAUUACUUUUUGGAUAAAAUAUAUUUCUAUUGAAAUAUUUUUGGGAUACUAUAUUUUCGGACUCUUAAAAAUGAUGAGAAAAACAAAAAAUAAUAUCUCACAGUAACCGAAAAAAUGUAAAUUAUUCCAAAUAAUAAUUUAAUAUCACUCUGAUUUACAAUGAUAGCACUUUUUCUGAAAGUAAAUCCGACCGGGAAGGUACUUUAAGGAUGUAAUUUUUCGAUUUUUCCAAGAGUUUUCUAAGUAGAUUUGAUGAUACUGGAAAAACAGGAAAAUAGGUACGAUAUUAAACAAAUAUUAUUAAAGAAAAUAUAUAAUGCCUAUUUAAUUAUUUUACCAUAAUAUGAUAUAUAUAUUGUUGACAAAUCAUUACCAUCAACUGAACUGCCCUCGUUUUUUCGUUAGCAAUGGUUAAUCGUUGCUUACAGAUACCUUAAAUUACCUAUGCCAGUGGUUGCAUCUAUUUCCAUUAUCCUAGGACAUCUUAUUUUAAUGGUACUUAAAUUAAAAGUAUUUCUUUGGAUUAUAUUAUAGCUAUUAUUGAGCUCGUGUUGAUAAUUAUACUUAUUUAAUGGAAUACGGUUCAAGCCUAUAGAAUAUUGAAUUAAAAAAUUAUUUUUUUUUUAGAAUAAGGGUGAUUAGAAUCAUAUGGUAUUAUAUAAUCUGUUUGUGUAGGUUUCUUGUAAAUACUAAAAUAAAUUGAAUUGUUUAUUAUGGAAACUGUAAGAUCUAAGAAAUUUCAUUAAUUAUUUGUAUUGCGAGUGUAAAUUGAAUAUUUUUAAUUAUUUUGUUUAAGUAGUUAACUGAAUUUUCUGCUUGUCUAUUUGAACCUCUAAAUAAAUUGAACAUGUCAUCAACAUAUCUAUAAUAUUCUUUUAUAUAUGGAUUAUAUAUUUUGUUGUUAAUAAUAUUAUUGGUUUCAUAAUUUUGCAUGUAAAUUUCAGAUAAAAGAACAUUUAAAGGGAUAUUCAUAGCUUACUCAUCUUUUUUUGAAUACAAUUUGUUGUUAUAUUGGAAAUAGUUUUGAUUAAUAAUUACAUUCAUUGAUUAAAUAAUUUAUUGUACUUUGUAUUCAAUUUAUUACAAUAUAUAAGUUUAUUUUAAAAAAAAAAUUACUGUUUUGUGUUGAAUGGAAGUACAUACAUUUUUAACAUCAAGAGAAAUCAUUUUAUAAUCUAGCAUAAUAUUAAUUUUAUUAAUAUUAUCAAUAAAAUCAAGUAUUUUUUAUAGGAGUUUCAAUAUUAAUGUUUAAUUUUUCUUUUAUGAGAGAGUCUAAAUAAUUAGCAAGGUUAUGUAAGCUAGAGCAGUUUUUAAAUUAAGUAAUGGACAAAAUUGGAUUAUCUUGUUUAUGUAAUUUUAUGAAUGGAUGUAAGUGUGGAGCCUUUAUUUUGUAAUUCGAUUUCAAUAAUAUUUUCUUUUGAACUUAUGGUAUGAUUUCUUUUGAAUUUGUUAUCAGUUUAUUAAUUAAUUUAUUACAUUUUUUUAUUAUUUAGUUAUUCUUUUAUUUAUUUCAGAUUUAAACUUAACCAUUAUUUUUAUACUACAAUGUGGGGUUAAAUCAAAUUAUUUUUGUCUUGGUAUCUUGUGCUAAUGGUCCCAGAUUAUAAAUGGCCUGUAUAAAUUGGUUAUGAGUUGAAAAUUCUAAAAAAUUAAACAAUUAAUAUGUGUUAUUAUCAACUGUUAUCUAAUUUGCACAAUAAUCAAAUAUAUUAUUGUAUACAAUCUAAUGAGCUUUUCUAAGGUUUUAUAAGUAUUCUCAAUUCGGAAUGUCUACCUUAGUACCAUACUGUGUAAUGUGUUUUCUAUUAUAUGAAGUUAACUAAACUUGAGUUGUAUUAUUAAUUUAAUUUCGCUGGGGAAGUAUUAUGAAAACAAAUCCUUCACUGUCAAAUAUGAAAAAAAAAGUAUUAUAACAAUAUUAAUUAAUAGUAAUUUAAUAAUUUGUACUAUUUUAAGUCCAAGAACAUUUUGUAAAAAAUUGGAUUAAAAUUUAAUCAUUAGUUCAAAAUUUAAAUAAUUUUGUUAUUUAUUAGGGCAAUAUUUUUUGAACAUGAAAGUAGUGUAACUUUUAAUUAAUUUAAUUACAAGUCAAAUAACAAUUAUUUUUAUGUUUUUGUAUUACUGAAUUUUACUAUUGAUAUAUAUUUAGUUAAAUUUGAAGGAUUCAUAAAUAUUUAUACAAAUUAAGUGUAGUAAAUACUACCUAUAUUUAAGAUUUUAAAAACUUAUCUUGAUACAUUCUUCAAAAUAAUUUUAUACUAUAAAUGUUAAAAGGGGACUUUUACAUGUUUUAAAUUUUACAGGGGAAGCAAAAAAUCACCUAGGUUACUGGAAAAUAUAUUAUUUAUAUUUAUUCUAGUGAUAGUUGAUUAUGCCUAGAGUAACCUAUAGUUAAGUAUUUAAAAUCAAUUUAAUUUAACACACAUAAUUUUUUGUACUCCAUAAGUAUUUUCUUAGAUUUAAUAUCAUGAAUUCCAAAGGUGCUAAACGUAAGUUGUCUGAAAUAAUAUAAAUCUUGCACAGAUAUUAUAGGUAAAGAUGCAUUAGCCAUGAAAUCGUUGCAAAUCAUUUACAUGAACUUUCGUAUUUUGUGAACUUAUAAGUUAAACAAAAAUAUUAUAUGGAGUCGAAGAAUUUAUGUAGAACCAGAACUUCUAUAAAAGAAGUUACACUUAAACAUUAAAUGAAAAUUUUAUCAUUCAUUAAAAUAACGUUGUUUUUAUCGCUAAAAAUCUCAUUUCAACAUCAAAUGGCCCUACCUAUAGUAUCUAUAAAAAUACACACAGAUAUUUUGGAAAUUUUCAAUUUAUUUAUCUGUAAUAAUUUUGUUAUAAUAUAUAGAUAUUAAUCUGGUUAUCGAUAAUUAUUUGACAUAAUUUAAUAUAGGUAUGAUUUUUUGAUUUUUUCUUUUUAAUAUUUGUAACUAAAAGUCAGAUAAAUUAUUUAUUUCAAUAUUGUUUAUUGAAUAUUAAUUAAAACUCCUGGUAAUAAUAAUAUUUAUAAUUUAGAAAUUAUUAAAUAAAUAAUAGAUAUGAUACUGGGGAUGGGAGCAGCCACUGUUGUAGGUAAGUAGUUAGGUAGGUAGGAUACAUAAGGUUAUUUCAUUUAUAUUUGUAAGCAAUGAUAGACCAUUGCUUGACGAAAAACGAUUCCUAGCGCAGUACGGUAAUACAUAAUUUGAAGUGUCGUAAUUUUUUUUGCGAUUUUCGUUUAAAUUUGAUUUCAAAACGCUUAUUAAAAAAAAAGUCAUCCAAUGAUUUUUGAAAUUUUACCACGUCAAGCUAAGCCAAUAUAAGUAUUAUUACCAAGUUUCAAGUCUCUAUGUGUAUUUAUAACCGAAUUACAGCAAAAAACUCCCAAAAAUUUAAAUUCCUUAAAAGCUCAAAAAUGGCUCACAAGUUUUACAGUUGUAUUGAAUAAUAUGACACACAUAGAUACUAAAAUACGUUUUGACCAACUUUUAAAUUUUGUUUCAUUUCAUCCAUAUUACUAAGGUAGUCCAAAUAAAUAAAUAAUAACAUCUAAAAACCAAAUUUUGGGUGAUGACUUUCAAUAAGGGAUGGACCUCAAUAGUUAUAAACCUUCCCUAAGACUUGUCUGAUCCAUUAGUGUAAACCACAUCGAAAUCCAUUUAGCUGUAAAAAAAACUUUUAAAAAACUUAUACUAAUAUUUUAAACAUCUUUUUUCAUUUUUAUCAUUUAAAGGAAACUUAAAUGUUGGGAAUGGUAUCCAUACAUUUUUAAGUGCCUAAAUACUAAAAGACAAAAUUUAUGUACACUAGGUAGUAAAAAUUGAUUUUUUUUUUUUUCUGAAAUAGAGUAUAUUUCUAAUAAAUUUAUCAACAUAGAGCAAUCUACAGUUCACAAAUAAGCUUAGAUCGUUUACAUGCAUACUUUUAGUCCUAAAAAUAUUUAAGCAAUUGAGCAUGUGUAUUAAUAUAAAAGUUUUAUUAUAGCAUAGCUAAAAACUGCACAACUUUAAAUACUAUUGUUUAUUAUAAUGUAUUAAUAUGCUGAUGGGUCGCGUUUAUAACAUAUAUAUAUUGGAAUAUAAUGGACUGAAAUAUUAUGAUAAUUCAUUGAUGCUUUUUUUUUUCUACAACAUUUAUGCAUUAUCCAUAGAUAAUUACUAUAACUAUAGUAUUUACUAAACAUAUUUUAUAUGCAUAAUAAUAGUUAACAUGACUAAAAAUUAAAACCAAUUAUGCUCUGCCUUUUUUUUUUUCGAAGAAAACCGAAACUACCAUGAAACUUCAAACAAAUAGAUAAAAAAAAAAGUUCAUAGGGGGAUAUGACACUCUCAUCCCCCCGUGAGUACGCUCCUGCUGCUCAUGUUCUGUCAUCUUAUCACUCCGCCAUAACAAACUCUUUGAUAAGAUUACCUUCCAUUUCCAUUGUUUGUGACAAGACCCGCUUGAACGCCAAAAGCUUACCACCACGUGCUCAACUGCUACACUCAAGCCGGUAAAAGGGACCUUAUUAUAACCUACCGAAAUGAUGUCCCACGUGUACAAAAAUUGAGAUCAAAAAACUUCACUGCCUCCAACAGUCUUCAAGCAGAUUAAAUCGUACCAGCUCUGUUAAGACAUUUGGAUUUCACCAAAACUACCGUGGACUCCGUAGAAAAAUUCGUACCUUUAAUUGUAAUACAGCCCAGUUCAUCCAUGUAUUUAUUGUUCUCACCGAAACUUGGUUAAAUAAUAAUUUCUUUUUUAACGAGUUAGGCCUAUCCAUCUAUAAUAUUUUUAGGUGUGACAGGUCUCCCUCAACAGUCAUUGUGAACGUGGUGGUGGUGUGCUUAUUGGUAUUCGCAAAGAUAUUCCAUCGUCUAUCCUCUCCAUUCCUGACUCAUCUGUUGAGCACCUGCUUAUCCCGUUCACACUAGACUCGUUUUCUUUUAUUCUCCACACUGUCAUCUUUCCUCCUCUAGCUCUUCAAAUCAUAUAUGUCUCACCUUACUACACUUGAUUCUCUUAUUCAAAAACAUCCAUUUGCAAUUUUUAUCUUCUAUGCUAAUUAUAAUCUUCCAUCUAUUUCAUCGUCUAAUAAUGCAUACGUCUUUGCUAUUCCUUAUUUUCCUUUUCCCAACAGUACUGCGUCUCUGAGUACUUCUGUUUCCAUGGUUUCUUUCAGCUUAAUAAUAUCUUUAACUGUCACAGUUCACUCCUCAACUUGGUUCUUACUAAUUCAAACUUACUUACUAUUUGUCCUGCUCUUAAGUUCACCGUUCCAGCUGAUCCGUAUCACACCCCUCCUACUCUUAAUUUCUUUUAAAUAGAUCCUAACUCCACCUGCCCUCCUUUUGAUUUUGAUUUUUUGACUUUUAUAAAUCAGAUUAUUAAUCAAUCGCAUUUUUCCUCGACUUUUUUAACUGGAGAAAAAACAUUUCUUAUUUAUUCUGCUAAUGAUGCAAUUGCUAUCUUCCUAGACGCUAUUCAUUCCUCAAUUCUUUUUUAUUUUUCCAAAAUUACAAUUCAUAAACCAUCUUUCCUUAGCUGGUUCUCCCACGAGCUCAAAGUCCUCAUACACGAAAAAAAUCAGGUUCACGCAAAGUAUAAGAGGUCCGGCUCCUUAUCUCAUUAUUAGAGCCUAGAAUUGUAUGAAUUAAAAAUUAUCAAAUAUAUAUAUAAAAAGUUGCUAAAUACGCAUUUAUAUGCGUAUACCAAGUAUAAUAAAAUAUGUUUAAAAAAAUAAAAUACCAUUUUUACACCAAGAAUAGUAAUAAUUUAUUAUUUGAAAUAACAUAUCUUAAAACCUAACAAUAAACUUUUAAAAUAAUAAAACUAAAAUCAUAUGCUUUUUACCACACAAGAUUUUAAAAUAUAACGAUACAUUACACACGACAAGAAUGACAAACGAAUACAUUAGGGUGGUCCUUAGACUAUAGAUGAAGAAAUUUUUUUUUCAAUUUCUGAUUGGGCUGUCACUGAAAUUUGUUCAAACCCACAAAAAAAUGUAUUUUGUAAAGUUUCGUAAUAAUCGGUAAACCUUAAGGCGUGCCUCAAAAGGGUUGAAGUUCAAAUAAGGGUGAUUUUUAGAUUUUUGUAAUUUUAGUCUAAAAUUUUUAAGACAGACUAAAAAGUGUAAGAACAAUAUAUUUUUUAAAUUGUUUAUCCUACAAAAAAUGUUAUUUGUACAUUUUUCAUUUAACAACUCAUUCAUCUACAAAAUAACAAAAACUAAUUUUCAGUAUAUUUUACAUAGUAAUAGCUUGUACAAUAUAAUAUACUUUGUACUAAGAAAAUUUACAACAUAAUUGCAUAAACAACUUUAUAGUAGCUAUUAAAUAGUCCACUAAUAACAUGGUUAAAACGCAUGCUUCAUACAAAUGGAAAGCUGUGCAAUAUUAACUAUAUAUGUUCUAACAUGUCUGCCUAAACUAGCGCAGACAUGAUACCUACUCACGUUUUUGCGACGUUAACUAGGUAUUGUGACAACACGUAGUCUUCAAAUGUUAAACAUGUCUUUACAGGUUUAUUAUUCACUCGGUUUUAGACGUAUUAUUUAUUGUUUAUAUUAAUUCGAACAUUGUCGUCACAGCUCAGUUUAUAAUUGUCCACACACCAUCGACGAAUAGACUUUUUGAUUUUAAAAAUGGACAGUAAAAUCAAUAUAUUGAUAGAAAAAGGUAUUGAAGACAUUAAUAUUUGUACGGCUUUAUCACACGCAAAAAAUGAUGUACUUCAGUUUGUUCUCGACCAUUCAAAAAAAGAACAAUUUCGUGAAGAUUACAGGGAACUAUUAAAACUUACGAUUAUUUUUCUCGGAGGAACUCCACAUCGAGGAGUAUUCGACGUGAUUUUGCACAACAAAUCGAGGGUUAAUUUCGAAUAAAACUGUCCGAGUGAGCGCAGCAAAAUAUGGCGCGUUUGAACGUCUGUAAUUCUAAAACUAAGAGAGAUAGACUUAUUCUGACUUCAAUAAAAAAAACUUAUUUUAAUUAACAUUGAGCAUUAAGUAAUGAGAGCUAUGGACUUGAUAUAUCUAUAUAAGUAUAUAUUAUAUAACUGUACUCCGUAGUACAGAAAUCAAUGUUUAGCGGUUAACAGAUGAUAUGAGGUAGCAGUGCUAUCACCUUUAUAGGUAUAUUCUACCGAAAAACGGUUCUAACAAAAUAUUUUUCUAUCAAAAUAUUUUCGUACUUAAUAUUAUUCUAAUUAUAUAUUUUCGACCAAAAUAUUUGUACUAAUACUGUUCGGAUAAGAUAUUUUUCUUCUAAAAUACGGUUCGAUGUGAAUAUUUUUCGGAUUAUUUAUUUUUACAGUUUUAUUUUCCUGAUAUUUUAUUAAAAAUAUUAGAAUGAUAAAAUAUGAUUCUAACAAAAUAUGUUCGUGCUUUAUACACGUCCCCCCUGUAAUAAACGCUUAAAUCAAAUUUGUUGGGCAUUUUUAUAAAAACCCUUAUCUAAUGCUGAAUACACUUAUGGUACCACAUGGUUGGUAACCUCGUCUCAAUGACUCAUCUGGUGGGUGGUGACUAUCAUCAUGAUGACAUGAUGCUGAGACUCCAUUUUGUUGAAUUUAUCAAAAAAACGUGUUAUUACCGUCGUCUUAUAGUAGUGUUUUAUGGCUCGUGAAGUUGAUGUUCUUUUUUUCUAAUAUUUACUUAUUGAAUCGUGCAUUUCUUAGCAUAACCUUACAUUAUUAUUCAUUUCAAGUAUAUUAAAACUUUAAAAUUAAUCAAAUCUCAGGUAAAUUAUUUUAAUUAAACUUAUUUCUAUUAAGUGCAUGCACCUUUGUUACUAUUCUUACUUACUUGACCUCUUCAAGUUAGUCAGUGUAUUAUUUUCCUUUUUGAAUUCAGCAGCUGAUUAGGGAGCAGUUUAAUUUACUGAUCAGACUAAAUUCCCCAACUCGAACCACUCAUACCAUGACCAUAAUACAAUUAGGAGGACAAAUCUAUAGAUACCUAUCCCAUUAAAUGUUAUAUACAAAAUCUAAUCUCACAUUCUUAUUACUUCCCUUCGGGAGAGUACAAUUUAAUAUAGGAAAUAUCGAUUUGUAUUCCAACCAAGAUAGAAUUUGGAGGACAUAUCUGUAGGUAUCUUAUCGCGUACAAUAGUAAUUUAUACUUAUUGAAUAGGCAAUUAAUAAUAAUAUUAUUUUUAUAUUAUGCACAUAAUAAAUGUGUACCUGCACUCAUUGAUACCUACAGCCAGGCUUGAUAUUUCGGGAAUGGUAGUAUGCCACUAAUAAAUGGUAAAUAUACAAUUUAAAACAGUCAUUGUUUUCAAAUAUAUAUUUCUAUAGUAAAAAUAUAGUUUGAAUAUAAUACUAAUAAAAUGUUCUUAUUAAUGUAUACUUACAUAUUUUUCUAUAAUCAUUUUAUUUGUUUAAAUUUACGAGUUAUUUUUGUCUAUAGCUAUUUAAAGCUAUUUAAUUAUGGUUUUAUUAUGGUUCAAUGCUCUAGUGCUUUGAUAAAAUCUAACCUUACCAAAUUGUAAAUAAACCUAAAUUUAAAAUAAAUGUUUGUGUACCUAUUAUUUGAUGGAUAUACAAAAUAUAUACCAAUUGAUUCAUAAAGAAUAAGUUCGAAAUUAAAUACGACAAUAGUUUGAUCUUAAUCUAUUCGUAAACCUCAAUAGUUCACAUGAAAAUAUUAUAAUAUACCUGUAUUAUAAUAUAGGUAUUAGUAUUGAAAGAAAUUUCUUAAUAUGUCCAUGAUCAGUAAAUAUAUUUUUUUAUUUUUUUAUUAGUAGCCGGAAACUAUGCAACAGUUAUAGCUACACGAAACUAGGGAAAUAAUAAUAUAGUAAUAUACCAUAGUAAAUAAAUAAAUUUAUAAAUAAUUGGCUCAAGUUCUUAUUAUAAUCUUAAUACAUUUAUAAUUAUCAGUAUAAAAAUGUAAUUUUUUGACAUUCAUGAAUUAUACUACUAAUUCCCUACCUAUGUGAAAUAUAAUUAUAAUUUUAUAAAAAAGGAAUGAAUAACAUUUUUUUUUAUAUGGUUAUUAAGCUUAAUAAUCUGAGUAUUAAUAUUAUUUUAGUACCUACCUAUAUUAUAUGUUAGGUAACAAUUGAAAUAAAUGUAUUACAAUAUUACAUUAUAUACAAAUUUGAGUUAUAAAUUUAUUAAAUAAAAGUAUAUACAAUCAAUAAAACAUACAAAUUAUUAUUAUUUUGUUUGGUUUUUAUACUAUUUAAAUGAUACUUGCAGUGUUAUCCAAUUCUGCAUUAAGUAUAUACCUAGUCAACAUACGAUUACACGAUUUUGAGUUAUGUAGCAACAAACCAUUGCAAUUCUCAUUGCAAUUAAUUGAUAUUUCCUAUAAUUUUUUUGAAAUCUUUAUACAUUAGCUUUGCAUCUAUCAUUCUAUUUUUGGAUGCAUAUAUGAGAUUUCGAAAGUAAAGUUCCUGUAAAAUCCCGUAAGGCUAUGCUACAGAAUGUGAAUAAUUUAUUGUUUGUUGUUGGUUCAUUUAUCAAUACUUACUGACUACUGCCUACUGACUAUACAUGAGUAUUGUUUCAUAAUGUAUAAAAAUCGAGUUUACUAAUUUUCAAAUUAAUAAUACUUAUAGUACAUAAAUAUUUAAAUAAACAAUACAUUUAUCAAUGAAUCAGUCGCAUUUUACAUUUUGACUGUGAUAUACCUGAUAAUGAAUUUUUAAUUCAAAACCAGUCAUGUAAUACACUUAUCAUAAUACUCCAAGCCAUUCAUUAAUUAUUGUAUUAUUAUUUAUUUAUUUAUUUACGAGUAUUAACCAUUAAAAUAAUUUUGUUUUUGCUUUAUUUUAUUAAAAAUACUUAUAUACAUUCAUAUAAGUUAUCAUUAUUGUGGAUGAUCAAUUUUUGUAUAACUAGGUACCUAAUAUUAUAUUAAACUUGUAUUGUUAUUUUUUAUGAAAAUGUUUAAUGUAGGUAUUUUUUUUUCCUGUAGAAAACCAAUAUGGCCAAGAAGAAAGGCUCUAAAAGGUAACCUUUUAAUUAAUAUUAACUUAAACUUACUAAUAAGUAAUUAUCUACUCUAUAAAACUAUUACAUUUCAAAUUUAUUAUGAUUUAUAGUUUUCUUUGAAUCAAGUCUAUAUCUAUAUUUGAUUUUAUAAAAUAUUGAUUCCUGUGUAGUGAAAUAAAUUAUAUAUUUAUAUUUAAUUUCAGAACCAUUUUUAAACCAUUUGAGGAGAAGAAUAUACCACAUAUCACCCAUGAAAGGUUUGUAAAUUACCAUUUUUAUAUUGUUUUUGUUUGAAGAAUGCCAUAUAAACUAUUGGAUCCUAAAUAAAAUAAAAUUAAAAAAAAUCUAUACCUCUCUUAAUAUAAAAUAUUUUAUGCUUUUUAUUAUUUUGACAUUUUUUGUAGUAAUUGCUUGAAACAUAAAUAUAUAAAUGGCUGUUCUUUAUUUUAAAGUUGAAAAGUAUUUCAAAAAAUUAAUUUAGAUAACAUACAAUUAAGUGAAAAAUUGUAUUUUAUUUUUUUAUUAAGUUUCUAUGAAUGAUUUAGAUGUAUCUACAGUCUACAAUACUCUGAAUAUUUUUAAAUUAUUAUUAUUAUUUAUUUAGUUAAAUAAAAGUAUUUUUAGAAUAUUUUAAUUCAUUGUGUUUGGAAUUACCUUAUCUUGUAUAGUUUGUUCAAUAAAUCUGUGUGUCUAUAUAUAGGAAUGAUUCAAAAACUUCAAAUGAUUACAUUGUGAAUGAAACAAUAAAGAAAGAGUAGGUAAUACUUAACAAAAUUAAUAAUGAAUAUUUUUUCUUAUCGGGUAAUAGUUUCAUUAUCUUCUUUUUUUUUUUUUUUGGAAAGAAAGACCAUGGACUAUUGGGUUCAUAAAUGAUUUAAUUGUAUAUAGACAUUAAUUACAUUACAUUACUUAUGUUCAUUUAUUCUUAUUGUAUAGUAGGUUUUUAGAUUCUGAUUUGGAGUUUAGCAGCUUUGAUGCAUUUGAUGGUGUUGAGUGUUAAUUGGGGAUGAUUGUCAAGUAUUUGAGCUUAUGAUUUAGGCAGGUUGAAGCUUGUUCUGAUGUUGAUGAAUGUUCAGCAUUCAGUGAAAAUGUGUUUGAUGGUAACUUGGACACUGUAAGCUGAGCAUAUUGGGCAAUCUCCCUUGGCCAUUAAGAAACUGUGGGAGAUUUAAUUGUGUCCAAUUUUGAGUUAAAAUAAUUUCCAAUUUUCUGGGUAUUUUGAUAGGAAAAGUCCAAUUUUAAGUGUUAUGUUUGAUGUGAUUAAGCUUUGUGGAGUAAGAUGUCCAUUUCUGGUGCCAUCUUAGUUGGCAUUUAUUUAUUAUCAGCCUUUGUAUGUCCCUGAAUUAGAUAAUUUGUGUGAACAAAUAUAGCCGAUUUCAUUAUCUUUAUUGUUUUAAUUUAGUUUGUCAAAAUUAUUUAUGAUUAAUUUUUUUUUUAAUUUGCAAACAUUUUUAAAACAUGAAAACUAAUUAUUUUUAUUAUUACAUAGAGCUAAAUCUGGAAGUAAUGAAAUACAACAUAAAGAUAAUCAAAUAAAUUCACAACAAAACAAUAUUGUAUUGGAUUCUCAACAUUUUCCUAGUUUAGUUGUGAAGAAGCAGAAGGACCAAGCUAUACAUUAAACUACUCAGAGGUAAUUUGAAAUACCUAUUAUAUUUGUUUGGUUUAAAUAUUAUAAUAAUGUAUUGUUCUGAUAUAAUUUUAAUUUAUUACUUCAGUAUUAUUUCGAGAAAAACUAGGUAUACAACUGUUAUAAAUACUGGUUAAUUUUUUUCCAGACUUUACUAUGUGAAUUGUGUAUGUAAUAUCUUAUUUUAAUUUUUGAUCACAAAAAUAAUGUCAGAGGCUACAUUAAAAUCAGAUUUCUACAUUAUAUUAUAUUUAUUAUUUAACUUUGGUUAUUAAUUUUGAUAAUGUUAGAUAUUUUUCUGGAUUUAAUUAAAAUUUAUUUAUUUUUGAUUUUAUUAUCAAUUAUAAAGUGAAUAAUCUCUCUAUAAUUAAAAUAUAAUACCUACUCAAUCCUAUACUCUUGUAUAGACCAAUACUUUAGGAAUAGGUAUAUAAUGUUGAUUUCGUAUGUUUUGAAUUUAAAUUUAAAAAUAUUUAAAUUUUCUCUAGACAAGGUAUGAAUUGGCCUUUUAAUACAAAUAUGCAUAGAGAACAAAAUAAUAAAAAAUACAGAUGUUAUGACACUGAUUUAGCCAAAAAUGUCUACAAAGCAAAUCUUUCCAAAUUGGAUAAAAAAUGAAAUUUAAUUUUAUCAAGUACAAUUAUUAUAGUUACCUCUGACAUACUGUUUCGAAUAUAUUUUUUUAUUCUUAUAAUGCUAGAAAACAUUCAUUCUGGUAUGCUUGUAGAAACGAAAGUGCGCAUAGUAUUUUAAAAAUUAAUUGUACAUUAGGAAAAACAUCACUAUUUUAGUCUUUUAAUAAUUCAAUACUAGUUUUGGAAUAUUGUUCGUUUAAGUUUUGUCUUUCACAAUUUCAAUUCAACAAUUGACUUAUUCACAUUCGAAGUAGGUGAAUAAAAUUCUAGUCGUUUUCUAAAUAGUACUUAACCAUUAGAGGUUAAAGUAAUAGAAAACAAACUUUAAAAUCCUAUAAAAUAUGGAAUAAAUAAUUAAAGUUUGAAUUUUAAUAAUAUAUAUAGAUACAAAUCUUUUAUCUAAGUAAUUCAUUUUUAAUGUUAUAGUACUAUAAAUUUCAAUUAAAAAUAAUAAUUUAACAUACCUUUAAAAAUUUCAGCAUGGGUUGAAAAUCUCUCUUCUAGUGGUUUUAUAAAAAUUCUAGGCAAGGUAUAAAUAUUGAUACUAGUAAAAAUGAUACUAGUUGUCUUAACAAUUAAACUAGAACAUGGAUUUGCUUGAUUUACUUUUAAUUUAAUCUUUUAGGUACUUCUUAACUUUAAAAAGAUAAUAUUAGUAUAAAUCACUUUAAAUAUUUGUAUUAAUAAUUAUGUAAUGGUAAUUAUAACUAUUUAUGAAAGUAAAAAUACUUUUUAUUAUAUUUCAUAUAUGACUUACCUAUAGGUAAAACAUUAAAAAUAAAAUGUACUUAAUUUUAUAUUAAAAUAACUUUUUAAUGAAAAAAUGUAAAAUAGGAAGUAUCAAAAACUCUUGAUUUCACAAAUUAAACAACUAUUUUAAUUUAUUUUAUGUUAUGCAUUAUUUGAUUUUUGUUACACCAAGUCCUGAAUGUUUUAGACAUUUUAUUUUAAUGUUAAGUAUACUUAAAUACUUACAAUGUAUUUUAUUUGUAUAUUUUAAUGAUCUCUAAAAGAAAUUAACCCCUAAAGAACUAAACAGCUCAAUAACUAGUACAAUUAUUCUUUCAUAUAUUUUAUACUUUGUUUUAUUUUGAAAAUUAGAUUAUCUUUAUUUAAGUAUGUUUCAAACUAAGUUUACUAUAACAUUUUAUUUAAGCAUUUUUGAUAAUUUUGAUGGGGUUCUUUUCAAUUUACCUAAAGAAUAUUAUCUUGCUCAUUGUAUAGCUGAGGAUUUAAAACUGAAAAAAAGAUUUUGCAGUCAAUUUUGCUUCGACUUAUAAUGAUAGCACUGUUUUUGAAAGGAAAUCUGACUAAGUAGGUACUUUACAGGGUCAUUUUUUGAUUUAUUCCAAGCUGUUUUCAUGAUAAAUAGGAAAAAGAGGCUAUAAGUACAAUAUUAAAUAAAUAUUAUUAAAGAAAAUAUGUAAUUAAUGUAUAAUUAUUUUACCUUUUUUUAAUUAUUAGUAUACCUAUUUUUAAAUUAUUUUAAACUAGCUCACCUAUUUAUUUCAUAAUAAGGACUUAAACUAUUAACUUUUAAAAUUUAAUUUAUUUAAAUUUUUUUCAGUUUAGUAAAUUUAUAAAAACAAUUUUAUUUUUUUGAACUGUUAUGUUAUGGUAUGCCACAAUAUUAUAAUAAGAAUAAAAUAUUGAUGUAUAUCAUUGUAUAUCAAUAAUUUUGAAAUGAUAUAGAGAAGAAUAAUUUCUGCUGCAAAAAAUAUAAUAUUAAUGGUGUUUUUUAAGAAGGGGCGUAUGCUAUAAAAAUCGAAAAAGGGGGUUUUUGGUAUCAACAAUUUUUCAGAAAAAAUAUACUGUUGUUAUAUGGGACACUUCUACGACCAGUAGGAGGAACUGAAAGGGUUCAAUGUACAUUUUUAAGUUUUAUUGCUUGGGUGUUUUAUAUUUACUACAAACCUCAUAAUUAUGAAUCAGUGCUAAACCUAAAUGUAAAACCUAAAGCUUUAGAACUAUCAUCCUAGCCAACAAACAUGUUAUCCUAACCAGUUAUUCCUAAGAAAAUUCAUAGAUAGUUCUAUUACUGAAAUACUGAGUUAACUCUAUUUCAGCAGCCGUAGGCUCCAUUCACAAUCCCCUUUUCUUUUUUCCAUACCCAUUCAUACCAUCAAUCAUUCCUAUAAUAGGACAAUGUUUAGGUUGAUGAAAUGAUCUCUAAUGAAUGUCUAUCUCCUUUCUGUUAAUAUGUUUAUUUUGUUUGUAAUCAAUGCAAGUCUGAAAAAUGCUUGUAGAUUUUACUAUUAUGUAUACAGUAUAUACAGGGUGAUUCAUUAGGCAUGCUCACCCCAUUUUUUUGGUCAAAUUUUGCAUACAUUAAAAUUCUGAUUUUUGGAAUUUUUUAGUUUAAAACGAGAUAUUUCAUUUUUAAGUUUAGUUAGUGGAAUGUUCCACUACUCUUUAGGGGUUAGCACACUUAGUGAAUCACCCUGUAUAUAUAUAUUUAUAUUAUUCUGUACUCCUGGCUGUUAUUAGAAAUAAAAUAAAUUAAAAGACUAUUAAACAUUAACUCUAUUUUAUUAUAGAUUGUUGUAUGAUAUCAAAAACAAGGAACUAAAUCCUGGUGAUAUAACAUACUAUCAUGUUAGAGGUGAAACAAUUAUUUUUGCGUUUUUAAAAAUGAAUUCAUUCAGUCAUAUAGAAAGUGCAUUCAAUAAAAUAAACCGGUUAUCUAAGAAAUAUACUAUAUGGCUAUACAAACUGGCCCAAUGAUCAACCUUGUGAAAUUGAAUGUAUUGUUUUAUUGUAUCGUUCAAUUUUUAAAAAUUCUGAACUGUGGUUAUGUGGUGAAACUGACAAAACAGUACCUCGCAUUAUGAUCAGUAUUGCAGACAAAUUUAAUGAUUCUUUAGACUAAAACACUAUGGAUAUAAGAAUACAAAUAAAUAAUGUAUUUUAUCAUAUAGGCAUAUUUUAUUUUAAACAAUUUAUAUAUAUAAAUACAUAGCUAUUUUGUGAAUUUAAAUAAAGCAAAGUACUAUUUAUUGUGACUAUUAUUGAUCUUCUUAGCUUUUUAAAAGCUUUUAAAUUCAUUUUAACAACCAAAUUCCUCCAUAUUUAUCUCUUAUUAUUCUCCAACAGUUGUUGCCAUACAUUUUUUAAGUAUCCAUUAAAACAUUUGUGAUCUAAUCUUAACCAUUGCAAAUGAAUCUAUUCCCUGUUCUCUUAGAAUUCAGAAUCUAGAAUUAAUGUACAGCAAUUGAAAUAACCAAAAAUUAUAAAACAUGUUUAAUUAUAUAGUUAAGUUAAUAGGCAUAUUGAAUAUUAAACAAUAUAAUGGAGAAAUAAUUAAAAAUUAAGCAAUUAAUAAUUUAAUUUAAUUUAUAAGAACUAAAAAAAUAUGAUGCUUUAAAUAACCAAUAAAUAUUAAUUAAAAUGGUGUGAACCAUUAUGUCAAAAAGCAUAAUUACUAUCACUGGAGAAAUUUAAUCAUUAAUACUAAUUGAAUUUUUACUUCUCCUUUCAUAAUGGAAUGGUUUAAAACAUGACCAGUAUUUUUUUUGGACGUUCACAACCCUCUUUAAAGUGUUUUGUGCAUGUUUACAAAUUGGGUAUUCUAAGUCUAAAGGAGGUAGUGGAUCUCCAAGUAAGGCUUUUGUGCACAUAGUCAUACAAUAUGAAACUGCAUCUAUGUUAUAGCCACCUUCUAAGGCAAGUAUGACUUUUCCAUUGGCCAACGAUGACAGACAAUGAGUGAGGUGUCCAUAACAUUCAGGUGUUACUUUGCAACCUGGAAAAAAAUGGUUAGGAAACUGUAUUCAAAAUUAAUACUAUAUUUUGAUUUGAGUCAAAUUUAACCUAUAUUAAAAAUAUUAAGUACAUAUAAAACAUAAAAGGGAACAUUUUUUUAUCUAUUGAUCAGUUUUGCAGCAUUUUAUUCUAGUAAUCUAAAAUAUUCUAAAUAUCAAAGACAACAUUAUUCAAAUUUUGUGUAAAUUAGAAAUUUAUUUUAUGCAUCAUAUAUUUAUUUACAUAAAUACUAGUUUAUAUUGUUUUAAUGUACUAAUAGAAGUACAAAUAAACAAAUUGAUUCUACAAUAUUUAUUGUAAUUUAAUAUUAUACAACUAGAAAUAGAUAGUAUGAGACUUUGUUUUAUCAUUUUAAUAACAUAUAUAUAAUUUUUUUUUUUUAAAUAAUCAUGAAAUCAUCUAAGCUUUAUUUUAACAAUAAUUUAAAUUGUUUACUCUACUCAUGAUAUAUAAACUGAAUAUACACUUGAUUUUAAAGAUUCCAGUUUAUACUAGAUGAACAUCAUUAAGUAACAACCGACUAUAUUCUCAGUGUAUAACUUAAAACGAAGUUUAAAUUAAAAAAAAGCUAUGGACAUACAUGAUGGUUGAGCUACUGUUAUAGGUGAGAAGUUGAGAAGGUAGAACGUAGAGGGUAACUUAAUGUAUAUCUGUAGGCAAAAAUUAUUCUUUGCUCAUAAAAAACGAUUCUGAGCCGAGUUCAAUUGUAAAAAGGCCAUAAUAAGUAAUAUUUUCAUUAAAAUUUUAAUAAUAAAAAAAAAAUAUUACAUUAAAAUUAAUUUUUUCUUGUUGACCACUAAGUACAACUUAUAAUGAACAUGUUAAAUUGGCAAGCAUUUUCGUUAGGUCUAAUAAUUUUAUCCAUAGAGUAUCUAGUAAAAAUUAUGUACAAAACUCAUAAAAUUAAAAUGCCUAUAAAUAGGUUAAAAAUAGCUCAAGUGUUUUGAAAUUUUAAUCACAUCUAUAAAAGGCAAAUAUAAAUUCCCUGUCCAAAUUUCAAGUCUCUAUAAACAUUUUUAACCGAAUUGCAAAAAAAAAAAAAAUUUAAAAAAUAAUAAAAGCAUUAUUUAUGUAUAUUUUUCCAGAUGAUAUGAAAACCACUUGGAAAACUGAAAAAAUGACCAGCCUAAAGUACUAUCUAGACAAAAUUUCCUUUCAAAAAAUGUGGCGCAAUUACAUAUCAAAUCAAGAUUUCUGAUAGAAAUGUUUAAUAUAAAUGCUUAAAUAAACAUCAUUGUAUUACAUUC